AUGACUGUCGUUGAAGUCCCCAGCAAGUUUGACCCCGUGCGGUUCUUGACUGAUUUCAAGAGCACCGCCAACGCCAUCGGUGCCUCCUACUCAGAGUCAUCCAUCUUGGAAGCUCUAAAGACCUUCAAGAACUGCUUUCAAGACGGCGCAGUGAUCUGGCGUACCACCAACCGAGAGAAUGAUCCCGUCAAUUACCGGUUCUACCUUCAGCAGCGAUUGGACACAAUUGAAAUCGCUACAAAGGGCGGCUACAUUGAGCCAGGCAACCAAAUGGCACGACUGAUCACAUCUUGGAGUGCACUGUACAAUGGAGAUACUCAACAAUGGUGCGACUUUCACCCCGAAACAGGCUUGGCCAAAACCUGGGUGAAUUUGAAAGGUCGACGACCAGUCGACGACAUCCUAAACGCGCCAGAAGUUCCACCCUGUGUCCGGGCCCAUAGGCCAACAUUCCGUAGCUUAGGCUUGGAGCUGGUGAGGUUCCUCGCCGUUGAUUACGAAGGAUCUACCAUGAACCUGUAUUUCACUGCGCCGGGUCCACUUUCUGAGACCCAGGCUGCACAGUACACUGCAUUGGCUCAAUGCAAACCUCCCACUGAGGAAGAAUUUCGUGAUAUGCGUUCAUUUUUGAAUCCUCAAGGCUUUGCCUUUGCCGUCACGAUGAAGUAUGACACGGGAGUUAUCACACGUGUGGCAUUCUAUGCCCUGAACCUCCCGGAGAACCAGUUGCCUGUGGUGAAUGACCGCGUCCUCGCCUUCUUUGCGGCGGCGCCGUCAUAUGACAAGCAACAAACCAGGAAUGUUGCCUGGUCUUUUGGGUUGGGAGAUAAGAAGUAUAUGAAGGCUGAGUCAAGCUAUGUGGGAGAGCUUGCUACCGUCUUGAAAGACGUCGGCUCUCCCCUCACUACUUCGUCGUAA
Molecule: messenger RNA, 918 nt
Organism: Penicillium samsonianum
Lineage: Eukaryota; Fungi; Ascomycota; Eurotiomycetes; Eurotiales; Aspergillaceae
Product: secondary metabolism biosynthetic enzyme
Exons: 1
Coding region: 1-918 (305 amino acids)
Molecular function (GO): transferase activity
Source: RefSeq, a predicted model, not a curated record